Messenger RNA from Aspergillus piperis CBS 112811, 999 nucleotides. RefSeq lists its product as uncharacterized. The transcript has 3 exons. The record is from RefSeq and is a predicted model, not a curated record. NCBI's taxonomy places the organism in Eukaryota, Fungi, Ascomycota, Eurotiomycetes, Eurotiales, Aspergillaceae. The coding region runs from base 1 to 774 and encodes 257 amino acids.
AUGAGCUCCAAGGUUCUUCAACUUCUUGCCGCCGCCGGCCUUCUUUCGGCAUCUGUGGCGUGUUCGACUGAGUCUGAUGUGGAAAUUACCUUUUACGGGUAUCCUGACAACGAUCCUCCCAGUGCGGACAUUGCCUACGAUUGUGGUCGUGGUUACACGGCAGGAGGCACCGGCACAUAUGACGACCCUCUCACUUUUGCUACCGCUCCUGGGGAGUUUGAAAAGUGUGAGAUCAUCUAUCUGCCGUACCUUCGCAAGUAUCUCCGCUUCGAGGAUACAUGCGCGCAGUGCAGUAAGUACCCCACGCUAAAUAGUGUGCCUCCGCUGACAGAAACAGCUACCGAUUAUCACAACGGCAGGCUCCACAUUGAUAUUUGGACUGGGUCUACCAAGUCCAGUGGUGGCGAUACCCAGAUUGACUGCGAAGAUUCCUUGACCCCGGAUGACUCUCAAACCGUCAUCAUCAGCCCGGGAACCUCCUACACCGUCAACUCGGACGAGCUCUUUGCGAGCGGCAAAUGCUAUACAUCAAACACUUAUAGCAGUGCCGAUGCUUCGAGCUACUGCAGUUCCGGUUCUUCGGGCUCGAGCUCCGGUUCUGGCUCCGGGUCCGGCUCCUCAUCUUCCUGCUCCUGGUCAGGCCAUUGUGCCGGUAGGUCCCCUCUUGGAACCCGUGCUUUGUGUUACACUGACCCAUGGCAUUCAGGUGCUUCCUGCUCAACCGAGAACGACUGCUCCGACAACCUCACCUGCCAGAGUAGCAAGUGCGCCUGAUCACAGUACUACUGCCGCGGUAGCUGGACCGACCUUGUUGGACCAAGGCGCGUGACACCGCACAGGUCCUUCCACAUCGUGCGAUCAUCUGAUACAAUCUGCUUCUUUCCUUCUUUACCUCAGGCCAUCAAACCCCGAGAAGUUAUCUUCAGAGGAUAAGUAUGACCAGGCGCGCGGAAUCACUGCCACUGGCCAUCCGAAGGAGAAUACUUUCUACAACGCAGC